Rotaria sordida is the source of this 552-nucleotide messenger RNA. Lineage: Eukaryota; Metazoa; Rotifera; Eurotatoria; Philodinida; Philodinidae. The record is from the annotation of a GenBank genome assembly.
AUGACAAGUAACAAGACUCCUUCAUACACAACACAACAUUCUAGUACAUCAACGCAUUCAAAUGAGAAUAAAAUAUGUUCAAAAAAAUCAUCCAGAGAUGAAAUACAAUAUGGACCACUUCAUAUACGUGUUUGUCGGAGACCAGCUCCAACAAUAGCAACUGGUCGUCGACCAAAACAUCUUGUUCUAGCUGGUGAAGAAGCUAUUAAACGUGACAGACGACGUGAAAGAAAUCGAGAAGCAGCACGAAAAUUAAAAGAAAGACGACAAUGUAUCGAAGAUGAACUAAUUCAACAACUCAAAGAACUUCAAGGUGAACAUGCAAAGUUACAAGAAUAUCUUCACCAACUUCGACAAAGAAAACAAGAUUUACAACAAGAAAUUAAUAAUUGUCUUAAUGAUCCUAUUGAUAAAUUAUUAUCAAAUAAUAAUCAACAUGUUACUUUAUUUUUUGAACAAUAUUUACAUGAUUCGGAUUUUAUUGAUGAACCAUUAGAAAAUUUUUUAACUUCUGACUUAGACAUUAAUUUUAAUUCAAUUAUAGAUAAUUAA